Messenger RNA from Phragmites australis (common reed), 960 nucleotides. RefSeq names its product 20 kDa chaperonin, chloroplastic-like. Gene Ontology annotation, cellular component: mitochondrial matrix; chloroplast. The record is from RefSeq and is a predicted model, not a curated record. Gene Ontology annotation, molecular function: transition metal ion binding; ATP binding; protein folding chaperone. The transcript has 5 exons. Gene Ontology annotation, biological process: positive regulation of superoxide dismutase activity. NCBI's taxonomy places the organism in Eukaryota, Viridiplantae, Streptophyta, Magnoliopsida, Poales, Poaceae. The coding region runs from base 64 to 810 and encodes 248 amino acids.
UUCGCUUCGCUUCCGCUGUUCUCCGUGCUAAGUGCUAUCCGCUAGGGUUUAUCCGCUCGCGGAAUGGCGACUGUGCAGCUCUCCGGCACCGCGGUCGGCGCGGCAACCUUCGGUAACAAAAGGACGGCAUCCUUCCGCCCGGCAGCCGUCGUCUGGGCCCGCCCCGCCCGGCGAGCGCUCCGCGGGCUCGUCGUCAGGGCGGCCACUGUCGUCGCCCCGAAGUAUACAACUCUCAAGCCCUUGGCUGAUAGAGUGCUUGUAAAGAUUAAGUCUUCUGAGGAGAAGACAACGGGUGGAAUUUUGCUUCCUUCAACAGCCCAGUCUAAACCUCAGGGUGGAGAGGUUGUUGCCAUUGGAGAAGGAAGAACUAUCGGGGCUACGAAAGUGGAUGUCAACAUUGAGGUUGGAGCUCAAGUUGUAUAUUCAAAGUAUGCUGGAACUGAGGUGGAGUUGAAUGAUUCCAACCAUCUAAUUCUUAAAGAGGAUGAUAUCAUAGGUAUUCUAGAAACCGAUGAUGUGAAAGACAUGAAGCCUCUAAAUGAUCGUGUUCUAAUCAAGGUCGCUGGAGCUGAAGAUAAAACUCCGGGUGGUCUGUUACUUACUGAAACUACCAAGGAGAAACCUUCAAUUGGAACGGUCGUAGCUGUGGGCCCAGGCCCCCUGGAUGAGGAAGGCAAGAGGAGCCCAUUGUCUGUCUCUGCAGGCAGUACCGUUCUGUAUUCCAAGUAUGCUGGCAGUGAGUUCAAGGGUGCUGAUGGCACGAAUUACAUUGUGUUGAGGGUGUCGGACCUGAUGGCCGUCCUCUCUUGAGCUGGAUUCGAACAGUUAGUUACCUCCAAGGUUUUCUUUCAUCAGGUGCAGGCAAUGCCAGCUAGUGUUACCAUCCUGUCCCAGUAAUUGCCAUUUUGUGGAACUAUGUUUCCUGGCGAUUCAAUAAACUUACAAAAAAAAUUGGUCUUA